Messenger RNA from Mya arenaria, 2534 nucleotides. RefSeq lists its product as uncharacterized. Gene Ontology annotation, molecular function: zinc ion binding; ubiquitin protein ligase activity. NCBI's taxonomy places the organism in Eukaryota, Metazoa, Mollusca, Bivalvia, Myida, Myidae. The coding region runs from base 605 to 2272 and encodes 555 amino acids. The record is from RefSeq and is a predicted model, not a curated record. Gene Ontology annotation, biological process: protein polyubiquitination; proteasome-mediated ubiquitin-dependent protein catabolic process. The transcript is spliced from 2 exons.
CACAUCUUGCUAUUUUGUGUGUUCAUAUAUAUUCAAACCAUUUAUUUGCUGAUCUACUCUGUAAGCGCUAGUCUGAAAAAAGGUGUAUUGAUUGAAUCAACGGUAAUUAAACUUGCUUUAACCUGUCAUAGUGUGGUGGCUUACAAAAUGUGAAGACAUAUCAUUAUGAAUUAUACAGUUUACACACCAUGGACACUGGAGGAUCAUCGCUAUACAAGGGGUCUGACCUUGUUCGUGAAAUAUUUUUUAAAUAUACAUGUAUGCUGAUCUUCUCUUUAAGUGCUAGUUUAUGAUCAUGACAGAUAAGUUUAUUGAUUAAAUCCAUGGUAAUUUAUCUCCGCUGGCUUUCGAGAUCAAUGGCUUAUUUAACAUGUCAAAGUUGUGUCGGUUUACGAAAGAUAAAGAGCUGAUAAUAAUAUUGAAAUCUUCAGUUUACACACCAUGGCCAAUGGAGGAGCAUCGCUAAACAAGGGGUCUGAAUUAUCCAUGGUGAAUUAUCUCCGGCUUUCGAAAUCACUGGCUUAUUUAACAUGUCAAAGUUGUGUCGGUUUACAAAAGGUAAAGAACUGAAUAUACAUUGUUACAGUUAUACAGUUUUCACACCAUGGCCACCGGAGGAUCAUCGCUAUACAAGGAGUCUGACCUUGUUCAUGACUACGGUUGUUCCAAGUGUGAGGAACAUGACAUUAACACUUAUGCGCAACACUUCUGUACAGAGUGUGAACACUAUCUGUGUGACAAAUGUGUGAAGCUACAUAAUGGAUAUCAUAAAACACAUACCGUGUAUGGACGUGGUGACAUUCAGAAGUGGGCGGGGUACGCCAUGGCCAUGUGCGACCAACAUGGCAACAAGCUGGAAGUCCAUUGCGAUGACCACCAGGAUUUGUGCUGCCACGUUUGUGUAGCACUCAACCACAGGCUAUGUAGCAGCAUCAGUCACCUGCCUGACCUGGCCAGAAACUUCCUAAAAACAGCAGAGUUCAAGCAACUGCCAGCAGCAGUUGACAUGAUGAGGAACAGGCUGGAUGAGCGCAUAAAAACAAGGAUGAAAUAUCAAGCCUCACUGAAUGACACGUACAAGGACAUAUUGGCUGAAAUCAGGGCUCUUCGCAAAGAGAUGAACAAGAUUUUGGACCAGCUUGAAAAAAAGACAGUUAAACAGUUGGAUAGCAUGAUCACUUGUUUAGAAACAAAUAUAAAAGUAGAUAUAGACGCUUGUACCCAUAUGCAUGACCAACUGAAGACCAUGAUAGAAAAAUGCCAGCAAAUGACAGGCAAACAUAAGGAGACAAAUUCUUACAUUGGCUACAGAAAAUGUCAGUACAAGCUGGCAAUAGCAGAGGAUCAAGUGCAUAGAAUGCAGUGUAAGCCUGCACAAAGAAUCUGUUUUGAGCCUAACAUCAGUUUACAACCGUUUCUCAGUAACUUACAUGUGUUUGGGACCAUACAAAAAAUUGAAAUAAUACAAGCGUUCAAUGUUCUAGCAUUAAAGCAUUAUCAUGUAGGUAUAGAAACAGAUACCUUUAGCCCCUCUAUUGUAGGUAUAUGUGAGUUGCCCAGCGGGGGCCUUCUUAUUGCUGACAAUAACAACUACAGCGUGAAACAUUUGAAUAGCGAAUAUGUCGUCACUGCUAGCUGUGAUUUUCCUGCUCCUCCAGAACAUUUGUGUCGCAUAUCUGGAAAUGAAGUAGCUGUAGUAGUUAGUGAUUCCAAUCGGCAUGAAGUCCACUUCAUCCACAUAACCAGAGGAAAGCUACAGCGAGUGAGAAAAUUCACAACAAACCACCGAUGUGUCUGCAUUGCCCAUGACCAGGGUCAGUUGUAUGUGAGCUCAUGGAAUAUCCUGUAUCAGUAUAACAUGAAUGGCAAGAUAAUCAGAAAUAUUUAUGAAGACAAGUCUAUUGGUUUGACCGUUAGAAGGUUUGUUGUUAGCCCUGAUGGGGAGAGAAUAUAUGUUACAAGUUACAAUGAACAUAAAUUGAUAACACUUGAUAAGACUGGAAACGUGCUAUCUUCCUUAGAAGAUACUGAUUUAAAAUAUCCAAGUGGACUAUGUGUCAGUCCCCAUGGCCAUGUUUUUGUGUGUGGGCUGGGUUCUAACACUGUGUUACAGAUGGACAGGGAGGGGACACAGAAGGUGGCCACAUUAGUGAGGAAGGCUGAUGGAGUGUCGAAACCUCAGUCACUGUGCUUCAGUGAGAAAACCUCAAGUCUCCUUGUUGGGAAUGAUCAUAUUACGAGUGUUUGUAUCCAACUAACAAGUGACGUCUGAAAGUGUUGAAAGUUUAUGUGACAUUGAUUCUUUAAGGAUAAUUAUCUUAAAAAGUAUUCGUCUUUGAAUUUAACAGCAAUCGAUAAGAUGAUUAUACCAUUUUGUUGUUGAUUAUGUCAAACAAGUUCAUGUUGUCUAUGACAAAGUACGGUGCAAGACAGGCAAUGUUUUGUUUAAAAUGAAUAAUGAAAUGAUAUGCAUCACUAUUAUAUGUUAAAUACAUAAAUAUAUAUAUUUGACUUUCUUCUAAAUACCCUUUAAA